GUGGCGUGGGCUGGCAGCUGCAGCUCCAAGUCGAUCUCCAGAGUGGGAACUUCCAUAUGCCACGGGUGUAGCACUAAUAAAAAAAGAGAGAUAAAUAAAUAUAACAUCGGGGUUAUUACCCUGAAUGUCUUACAUUCUUUACACAGAAAAAAAAUAUUCUUACAUUUAGAAAAUGGGCACUUCCUUGCCACUAUUUCUGUUAUACAAGGGGCUGGGAAACAGCCUUUCAGAAGUUGUCGAAUAACCUACAUUUAAAUGUACAAUGGCAAACAAGCUGGACAGAAGAGUGGCUAUAAGGUUUCUAUGAAGUAAACUUGAAAUAAGAGAGAUUUAUCGUAGAAAAAUAGACACAGACAGAUAACCCAGAAAUUGGAAACAGAAAUCCUUAUUAACAUUUCUACACUGCUUGUAUGAUUACUAGUGGCCAACGGGGAUCAGGUACCUACUUUGAACCGGGUAUACUUGACACACAUUAUCAUCACGACAACUUUAUCCCUUGCCGUGAUUGUUUGGUAGAUGCUAUUACUAUCCUUGCUUUAGAGAUGAGACACCAAGAAACAGAGACGAUUAAAAAAAUAAUAACUCGCCCAAUAUCCCAUAGAUAGAAAUUAGGGGAGCUCAGACUUGAUGCAGAGCAUACUGACUCUAGAGCCCAUACUGAAUUAAUGCUACAAUACGGAUAAAAUACUUCACCAUUAAUGAAUCCCUUCUCAUGUAUGUGAUCUCACUCCAUCUUCACAAUCAGCUUGCAAAGUAAGUAGUAUUUCAGAGUAAGUUGCCCAAGGUGACAUAGGUCAUAGAGACAAGGCUCAAAUGGGAACCCUGGGCCUCUUCCUUGCAAUCCCAUACCCUUUCUUUCCUUUGCAGUCCCAUCUAACAACUUGACAGUUUCUUAGGAGUUCAUAUGUUGGUGAAGCACUCAGUUCUGCGAGCAAUGAUAAUAGAUACAAAAUGAAGAUGGUCACCUAGUGAGUACAAUGUGAAAAGGAUGCUUGGUUACACACUGAGCCUUUUAGCUAUAACCAAGCAAAUGGAUGACACGUGUACUGUCAGCAGCAGCAUAUUUUGCAAAUUAAUGAUAUUAGUUGCUAUUGCACAGUGUUGUGGGAAAAAAAUAAAUAAAUAAACUACAACACUGGGUUAGAGCCAAAAGGCAAAGGCUGUAGGUCUCCUGACAUUGGGAAUUUUUAACAUCUAAUAAUUACUUCAGUAAUAAGUAAUAAUUUCUUCAUGUAAUGUCUGACAUGUUUACUUCAGAAACAUUGUAAAAAAUCAAAGGAGAUGAUGUAUAAUUCCAAACACCUGGCAUUCAUAUGCAUAUGAAUAAGUACCCAUUAAGCAUUUGGGGAAUAAAUAAAUGAACAUAGGACUAAUAUGUGGAAAAAAAUAUAAUUUCAAAUGUGUCCUAUGAUAUACAUACAAGUACAUGUGAAAUAAUUGAUAAAACAUGUGGUCAUUAUUUGUGUACCUAUCACAGGAAUUUUUAAUUCAUAGACUCUUGAAUUUAUGUUUACAGAAUUAAACCAGAUUAAAUCUGUCUUAUGCUUAUGAUUCUUCAGUCCUUUGACUUAAUAUUCUUGAAGCAGGCCUAUUGGGGGGGGAAUUGUCACCUGGCAGGGAAGUAUAGAAACACAAAUGUAUGUCACUUUACCAAAAUCAAGUCUGUUCUCAUCUCCUGAUCGCAGUCAUUCAUUCACUGUGCCUCUAUUGCAGAAGUGCUGUGUGAAAGCCACCAGGCUACAAGCUUGAGCAAGUCAGAGGUCAGUUGACCAACUGGUGUCAGGUUGCCUGGGACUAAUGUUACUGCUGCCUUCCCAUGUGUUAUGGUCCAGUAAGAAGGGUAAGGCAUGUAUGUAAAAUGAUGUAAAGUCAAGCAUCAUGUGACUUGAGAUGGCUACAGGGACAAUCCCCUGAGAAUUCAUAAGUUGAAGAGAUCAUUACUUCUUCUUCAAGAAGCCAGGAAGGAGAGAGUGUUUAAACUGGACCGUAAUAGCUUGAUUUGUGGAAUUUCCGAAGAUGUAUAAUCUGGGGCCGCAGUAAGAGGUGUUCAUUCCAGGGACCAGCUUGCUAGGGACUAUAGGCUUUCUGGGACUUGGAACCUUAAGCUAAAAGCCAGGGAAGUCCCAGGAAAACUGGGUGAGUUGUUCUUUCCUCUUCCUACUUUCUACUCCACACUCAGGGACCACAUCAUAUGGGUGGUUGUGAAGGGUUUUAGUUAAUUGAAGGUAUUUAGCUGUGGCAUAUUUUAAAUUUUUCAGUACUUUGAUAAAGUUUACGUUUUUAAGUUCAACUCACUGAUACAAAUAAUCAUCUACUUUGAUUAUUUUAGGCUUAACUAUCCUUUUAAAGGUACAUUCAUUCUCUCUCUCUUUCUUCAUUUCAGCACUUUCAAGGGCUAGCCUCUAUUUCCUGUCAUCAGGAUCAGGUAAAGGCAUAUUGAUGUAGCUCUAACUUCCUCCAGGAGAUAGCUCAGCAAAUGAGCGGUCAAUUUAACCACAGAAUUUGUAAUUGGAGAACUGAAUUCAGAUCUCUUUACUCAGCUUGACCUUGAGCAAGUCUCUGCCUCUCUGAGCCUCAGGUUUUUUGUCUUUGUGAUUGAAUAUGACAUUAAACUUUAGAAAAUGUUAGGCAGCUAAGUGUCUACCCCAAAGUGCCCAUGUAUACCUAAAAUGAAUGCAAGAUUGAGACUAGGAGGGAAACUCAUAAACUAGGUGUCAGGAUACAGUCAACCUAGCUAGAGCAUCCACAGAUGAUCAGGGCAAGGAUAGAAAGAGGGUCAUGCAAUGGAGUAACCCACUGAACUUCCACAGCAGCUUAGGAGAGUCAUUGCAAAGGCAGUAGAGAAAACAAUUGUCUGCACCUGAUGGCAGCUGCCAGCCUCAAGGGAAUAGUGAUUCAAAAUAGUCAUAUUUGGACUUUCCAUUGCUCUCUUAGUUGGGACUGCAACUGUGUCCUGACUUCUUUGUUGAUUAGGUUUUUAAAAUCUCUUCUUGUAGAUGUAUCAAAAAUAUAGAAAACACAUAGACCAAAGCUCUAUUAAAUGAAUUAUAAUGUAAUCACCUAGGAAAACCACUCCCCAGGUCAGGAGUUAAGACUUCAUUAGCCUCUCUGAAACUUUCUGGGGUCCCCUCCUAAACACAGUCCCUUUUUCCCCCUAAAGAAUAACCACCAUCUUGACUUUUUUGGUAAUCAUUUUCUCACUUAUAAUUUUAGCUCCCAAAUUAUUUGCAUACCUAAAAAUGUAGUUUAGUAAUAUGUGUUUAUAAAGUGCUAUUAAAGUCUCUUUCAAUCUAUAGACUUCCCAGCCAUCACAUCUCCCUCUUUCUAUCUCCCUUCUCCUCUUCCCUCUCUUUUCCUUCCCCUCCCCCUCCAUCUCAGAAACAGAAUGUGUAGCUAUUGAUGUUGAGUUGACCAUAGUCUGAAUUUGGCUGACUGCCUCUCCAAAUGGUAUAAUUUGAUACUCUUCUCUGUCCUCUGCAUUCCAUGUAAUUUGCUCACGUUGGAAAGUUGUUUUCUUCUCUCAGGUGGUAAAAUGUCCAGUUAUUUCGUGUGUGUGUGUGUGUGUGUGUGUGUGUGUGUGUGUGUGUGAUGUUAGCAGCUCCUAAUCCUUAGUACUAGGUCCAUUGAUUUGAUUAACCAAGGACCACUGGCAUGGGCAUGCUCUAUCAUCCCUUCUUUGUUUGCUAACCGGCAUAGUUCUAUAAAGAGAAACCCUAUCUCAUCUACUCUUUAGUUAUUCCAGUGGUACAGUUUACAAAGGAAAAGCAAAAUAAAUACUGGAUUCCCUCCUUUCAUUUACUUCUCACCUGUCCCUCUUAUAUAUCCAUCCAGAUCUUAAGGGACACGUCUCCUAUUUUGAAUGUCACUGCAUCUGAGUGACAUAAACUAACAUAAACCAAAAGUGAUGAAAAAAAAAAAAAGCUAUAUCUUCAAAUACAUACCCAACGUGUGUUUUUAUACUUUGGUGAAUUUGUUCCUAAGGAUGUUUGGAAACAUAAUCAUCUAAUCUCUGCUUAUUUUUAACCCAUUAUAUUCCAUAUUAUUACUGUCCAAGACAGAUAACAUCUAAUCCAUUUGCAUUGUCAAAACAUUGUUCAGAUUAACUCAUUUGUCUCUAUCUACUUCAGACUUUGUAUUAUAAUACAAGAUGUUUCAGUUUAGUCAUUUGAAAAUCCAACCCUCAUACUCCAAUGAAAUUUAGAGACAAUUGGAAUUGUAGGUCUCCUUUCUCAAAUCACCUUUCAAUUCUUUGGGAUGAGCCCAUUAGGACAAAAGAUGUAAUCUUUCCAAGGUAUGUAGGUCAAUGGUAGCAUUAGAUAAUUGAUUUAAGAAGCUGCCCUUGCUCCCUGAGAUAGAAACAAAAGGAUAGGGGAACUAGUAAUGACUAAAGAAAACAGCCAAGAAUAAUUGCUGAAAGAAUAACUUUAAUUUGAAAUUUCUUACUUCACUCUUCAUUCUAUACAUUUUUCUAAGAAAAUAUUUUAAAGCUGUGAUUUUUAAACUUUUAUUUAAAAACUAACCACAAAAUAUUAUAAGAAAUCUCCAAUAAGCAAUAGCUUCAAUAAUUGCUUUCUGUUUUGCCUUCAAAACCUGUUGCAUAAAGAAGUUUUAUCAGUGGAGGAAGCAAACACUUUUAUUGAUAGAUGAGUGAACCAUCCUUGCCUUACUGCGUUCUAAUUCCUUGAUAUGAUUUUUUAAAAUACAGAAUUUCAACAUCUAAGAGUCAUAGAUUCUUUCACAGCUCAGCAGUAUAGAAUCCUUAAAAAAAAAAAAAGCCAGUGCUUGCUUUGUAGAUGUGAACUCUAGCAUGAGAACACUUCAUGGGAAGUGGUGUAGAGACACAAAGAAAAUUAAAAUUGAAAAAAAGCAUCUGACAUAUUUUAUAACUGCACCAAAGGAGAUGGCAUCUCUUUGUGGCCACCACUGACUUUCAUAAAGUUCCCCUCAAAUACCUCCUUGAAAACAUCGUCUCCAUAAGAGAAUCAAAAUAAUUUAAUAUUUACUACAAGUGGUUUCUAAUUUGCAGCAAGUCCUGGGAAACUUUGUUCACGUGCAAGUCCUCAGUUAUGAUGCCACUUUCAUGCAGUGCUCUUAGCUUGGCUUUGAUCCAGGCUGUUAGGUGAAAUUAGGCCCUGAAAAUCGGAUUAUUAUAUCCCAAGGGAAAUGACUGAUAAGGGACAGAUGAUUGCUCAUCUCCUGGCUACUUGCUGGUGUUGAGGUGUUGCUAGUUGCAAAGCCAAUUUGUUAACAAUUAGUGCUCAUUAGAAUCAUUUCCUGUUAUCGAUUCUAAACAUUUGACAAAGCACUUUUAGGGAAUUGGACCCCCCAAAGUAGCUAUCCAUAAGUGUUGAGCAAUUAAAAAUCUUCAAGAUCCAAUGUAAUUCUUAACCAGAGUCAUCAGAUUCCAAGUAAUUAUUUUUGCUUUGGAACCCACCUGCUAUCCUGUCCAGUUUAAAGAUGUGCUGGUACAAGGACAUACUUCUUAAUUAGCAGAGGUGUGGAUAAGUCAGUAUGGGAACAAAAGGAAUUUUCUUUUUAUUAUCUGCUUUAGCUGUUUGUAGUGUAUCUCUAAGAGACCAAAAAAAAAAAAAAAAAUACCAGCUUGCAAUACGAUAUAUAUAGUAGGAGUGUGAAAAUACAUGCAUUGCUUCUAUUAUCUAAACAUCUGAGCUUAGUUUUUAAGUCCGUGUUCACCUUUGUACAUUAUUAACUCUAAAUAUAGCAUCAUAAGUGGAGUCAUCGUGCAUUACAUUAGAAUUUAAAUAUUGCCAGUGUCAGCUUUCUGAAGUAUUAUAUAUGACUUUAAUAAAAUUAGCAUAAAUGCUAUAUGCAUUUGAAAUUUUUCUGAGAAAAGGCAUUGUAUUUAUUUAAUUUUUAAAUAUAGAUCUGCAUGCAUUACAGUGCUGCAAAUUUGUAUUCAAUAGAUAUGCCCUUAUUAUCUAAUUAAAAUAUUUAUUAUCUGUGCAGGUAUAUCUACUAAUACUUAUAUAUUCUUUCCUUAGAGUAGGAAAAUAUGCCUUUUUUUUUCUCUAGUAGGUAACAGUCUUUACAUAUGAACUAUGGGUUAUUUUUUAGGAUCAGAAUUAAAACUCUGAAUGACACCUCUCCCCAUCUUCUGCUCCUUUUCCAAAUUUUCCAUUGCCUCUGUAUUUAUUUUAUAAAUGUAAAUCAUUUCUCCUAUUCAUUUUCCCCUAGACGUAAUAAUGCUGAAAAUACUUCUAACUGUGGCAAAACAUGGAGAGGGGAACUUAGUAUUUCUGCUUCCGAAUUUCUUAUCCCCCUAUUAAAAGCUCACAUUAAUGGAGAAAUUAAGUGAAUGUGCUUCUUUGAAAUGCCCUGUGCUCAACCCCUCUAUCCUUAAUAAACAGAGAUGGUAUUGACACAAGUGAAUUUUGUUUAACCACACUACAUUUGCUUCUUAAUUAGUGAAUAUUCAUCUGUCAUCAGGAGCAGCUAUGACACCCCUCCCUGCUAACAUGUUCUGUCAUAAAUAAUCAAUGAGGCUCUAUUAAUAUUCAUGAGCUGGAAUCUGUGUAGUCAUGUGCACUGAUGCAGAGACAGGGGGAGUGUUGCCAUGAACUGACUGGAAACUCUGUGUGUGUAUCGGUGAGUGCAAGAUACUUAGGGAAAGCGAAGAAGAGCACGCUGCUACAGCACCACCCUGGCUUGUGCUUCCAGCUAACAGCGGUUUGUCUGUGUUUCUGGACUGAAGUGACUGAUGAAAAACAGUAGUCAAGUCUGGAGGGUGAUUCCCUUUCAGUUCACUUGCCUUUCAGUUCUGGGGAAAUUAGAAGAUUUGCGCUCUCUCUCUGCUUCUUAGAAUGGGCUGCAAUUUGUGCACUUUUCAGAAAAGAGAGGAACACUACAAACUGCUGUAUGAAGUUUCCCAGGUCAAUGGGAAGGAUCUCUCCAAGGCCACCCAUGAAGAGGCAGUGGAAGCUUUUCGAAAUGCCAAGGAGCCCAUCGUGGUCCAGGUGCUGAGGCGAACACAGCUCAACAAACCAGCCUAUGGAACGGCCCCAGAAGUGCAGCUUAUGAAUGCCAGCACUCAGACAGACAUCACCUUCGAACACAUCAUGGCCCUGGCCAAACUCAGGCCACCCACCCCUCCAGUGCCUGACAUCUGUCCCUUUCUGCUCUCAGACAGCUGCCAUUCUCUUCAUCCGAUGGAACAUGAAUUUUAUGAGGACAAUGAGUAUCUUUCCAGCUUGCCUGCUGAUGCAGACAGAACAGAGGACUUCGAAUAUGAGGAGGUCGAGCUGUGUCGAGUUAGCAGUCAGGAGAAGCUGGGCCUGACAGUCUGUUACCGAACGGAUGAUGAAGAAGACUCCGGCAUUUAUGUCAGCGAGGUAGAUCCAAACAGCAUCGCUGCCAAAGAUGGCCGGAUUCGAGAAGGGGAUCGUAUUUUGCAAAUAAAUGGGGAAGACGUCCAGGAUCGAGAGGCAGCAGUGGCACUGCUGUCGAGCGAUGAGUGUAGGAGAAUCGUGCUGCUGGUUGCAAGGCCGGAGAGUCAGCUGGAUGAAGGCUGGCUGGAAGAUGAAAGGAAUGAAUUCUUAGAGGAGUUAAACUUAGGGAUGUUGGAAGAACAGCAUAAUGAAGCAAUGCAGCGUGCGGCCAAUGAGGUGGAGCAGCCAAAAAAACAAGAGGAAGAAGAAGGUACAACAGACACAGCAACAUCCUCAUCUAACAACCACGAGAAGGACAGUGGAGUGGGGCGCACAGACGAAAGCUUGAGGAACGACGAGAGCUCGGAGCAGGAGAACACAGCUGAGGCUCCCAAGGGCACAUCUCUGAAGAGCAAGAGGGAGCUGGGGCAGAGCCAAGACACUCUCGGAAGCGUUGAACUUCAGUACAAUGAGAGCUUCGUGUCUGGUGAAUACAUUGAUUCAGACUGUACUGGCAACCAAGAUGAGGAGUGCGAAAGAUUUCGGCAACUCUUGGAGCUCAAAUGCAAGAUUCGGAAGCAUGAAGAGUAUGACCUGUAUUACUCAAGCCGCACAGUAGGCUGCAAUCAUGGGGGACAGGAGGGCGUGGAGCACGAACUGCAGUUGCUGAAUGAAGAACUCAGAAACAUUGAACUGGAGUGCCAGAAUAUCAUGCAGGCUCACAGGCUCCAGAAGGUGACAGACCAGUAUGGAGACAUCUGGGCCCUGCAUGACGGAGGAUUCCGAAACUAUAACACCAGCAUAGAUACGCAAAGAGGCAAACUAGAUGACAUCCUUGAACACCCAGAAAAGUCAGACAAAGACAGUUCCAGCGCCUACAACACUGCCGAAAGCUGCAGGAGCACGCCACUCACUGUGGACCGUUCCCCUGACAGUUCCCUUCCAAGAAUGAUCAACCUCACCAAUAAGAAAAACCUGAGAAGCACAAUGGCUGCCCAUCAGUCCUCUUCCGGACUGAGCAGUAAAGAGUCGACUUCCACCAAAGCCAAAACCACGGAGCAAGGCUGCAGCAUUGAGGGCAAGGAGAAGCCUUCAGAAGGCAGCAAGCUCUCCGAUCAAGAUCCGACUGGCGGUGAACAUGUCCCUUACCUCUCUCCCUACCACAGCUCCUCCUACAGAUACGCAAACAUCCCAGCACACGCCCGGCAUUAUCAAAGCUACAUGCAGUUAAUUCAGCAGAAGUCUGCCGUCGAGUACGCGCAGAGUCAGCUCAGCCUAGUGAGCAUGUGCAAGGAGUCUCAGAAGUGCUCCGAGCCCAAGAUGGAAUGGAAGGUCAAAGUCCGGAGCGACGGGACGCGGUACAUCACCAAGAGACCCGUGCGGGACCGCAUUCUGAAGGAGCGUGCCUUAAAGAUCAAGGAGGAGCGGAGUGGCAUGACGACGGAUGAUGACACCAUGAGCGAGAUGAAAAUGGGGCGCUACUGGAGCCGCGAGGAGAGGAAGCAACACCUGGUGCGGGCCAAAGAGCAGCGGCGCCGCCGAGAGUUCAUGAUGCGGAGCCGCUUGGAGUGUCUCAAGGAGAGUCCCCAGAGCGGCAGCGAGGGCAAGAAAGAGGUCAGCAUCAUUGAACUGAGUCACAAAAAGAUGAUGAAGAAGAGAAACAAGAAAAUUUUGGACAACUGGAUGACAAUCCAAGAACUGAUGACCCACGGGGCCAAGUCCCCUGAUGGCACACGGGUUCCUAAUGCCUUUUUGUCAGUCACCACUGUAUGACCGAAUGGGUGGAAGGCAGCGGAUUUUCAGAGGGUGCUACCAGUUUGGGUAGAGGAUGCUUGCCUCGUUCAAUGUGGCGUUUUUAUAUAUAUUUUGUGACUCUUUAUAGUUUAAAUUUUUUGUAAGCAAAAAUACCUGGUAAUUUUUCAUUUGUUUUUCAUAUACUGGUACCUUCUUUUUGGCUGAGAUUUUUUUCUUUAACUUGUGAUAUAUUCAUAUUACUCAUUUAUAUAUAAAAACAAAAGGAGAGAAAACAAAACAAAAAAAAACUUGAACAGAAAUACUGAGGAGCCAAUUAAUUUCCUAUUUUAAUGUAUCUAUUGUAAGUGAAGAUCUGGAUUUAUUUCUCUAGUUUACUUAUUUUCUACUUUAAUAGCAACUCAAUGCCAAAACGUUUCUAGGCUUGCUUCUGGGCAUAAUAUGUAUUCAAUCAAACCUGUUGAAAAAUCACAUGCCACAUCUUGUCUUACAUAAAACCACUUUUUCACAUCUUGUUGUACAUUUAACACAUAAAUAGCCGUUGUCUUUGUCUCAGUAAAGUGUAGGUGGACAAUCUUCCUGUGAUAUGUAGUGACAUUGGUCAUGUAGCUAGAUUCUUGUGGUAAUUGUGACAAUAAAAGAGAAAUAAAUUAUUGAUUAUUCCUAAGAAAAGCUAUCAAGGAGUGUUUUAUUUACAUUGUUCACUGUGGUUACCGGAUAUAAAUUAGUUAUAUAUGUCUACUAUUUAGAAGACUCCCAAUUGUGGAUUAUAAAAUGUGUACAUUUUCUAUUACUUUUUCAAUAAAUUUCCUUGAAAUACCUCCCAUAGAUCAGUAAGUCACAUAGUCUUACCGGGAUUAAGUUAGGUCACGUAUGUAGAGCAUCUGACAGAAGCUGACUUAGCAUUCAGGGUUCGUGAGUUCAUGCUCUCCUUGACCACCAUCUACAUAAGAAAAAGCCAAGAACAGCUUAGGGAGUGACAGGGAGAGAGAGGAUCAGUCCAGUCGAAUUGUCCAAGAUUGUUCACAAGGUCACCUCAAACUGCCAUAACAAGAUGCCAUAGAUGGUGUGGCUCAAACAGUAAUUUCUCACAGAUCUCCAGGCUGGAAGUGCAAAAUCAAGGUACCAGCUGAUUCAGCCCACUGAUGUGUUCUCUUCUGGUUUUGCAAGUGGCCUCUUUCUUGCUGCAUCCUCACAUGGGGAGAGAGAGACUGGAAACUCUCUGGUGUCACAUCUUGUAAGGACACUAAUCCUGUUAUGAGGAUCUCACCCUCAUGGCAUCCUCUAAACCUAAUUACCACCCAAAGGCCCCAUUUCCAACCACCAUCACAUUAGGAGUUGGAGCUUCAAACAUAGAAAUUUAUGGGGGAGGGGAGACACUGUUCAGCCCACAGCACUUUGUGCAUUUAUUUAGUUCAUCCUUUGAAAAUAAAUUUUGGGAAAUUAUCUUUUUCAUAUUUUGCAGUAUAGCCAAUUGUAAAUGCCUUAUUAAAAAGUGAAUUGUUAGGAUAUCAAAAUGUGGUUUUUUUUAAAUCUAACUUUUCAUCAUAUAAACAUCAACUAUAUCAUUUAUUAAUCAUGAUGCCUCCAGAGUGAAGGCCAGAUCAGUGCAUGUGUAAUUCUGAUUAAAAUUUUCAUUUAACCUAAGAGAUUGUUUUAACAUAACGGAGACACAAGAUCCAAACAUUUUUGAAGCUACUUUCCUAUUUAAAAACCUAUGGUGGCUCCCUCCUCUUGAAUCCAACUCUGACGCUCUGCCUUAUAUACAAGGUCCUCCCUUAACUUGCCCCCCUUGCCUACUGCCCCUCCUUUUUAGAUUUUUUCUCAGUUAUUCCUGGCUCCUGAGCAGCCCUGCCUGCUUUCCCUGAAGUUAUCUAAUACUCUUCUCUUGUCUGGGGUUUUGGGCCAAAUUCUACACCUCUUAGAAGAUAACCAGAUAGACAUUUUCGCUUUGGAGCCUAUUUUGAGACACUGGUUUUUUCUCAGCAUUGUGGGCAUAUACUAGGAUGCACUUGCAGUUUGUUUUACCUUGGAAUUUGUAUUCUUCUGUUAUUUGAAUCACAUAUGCACAACUAUAUUGUCUCCUUGCACAGAUUUUACGUUUAUGGAGUUUGGCCCUUGUGUCACUCUGUCUUUGUAAACCUCCAGUAGAAUGCCAUUUAAGUAAUAAUGAAAGUUGAGUUAAAUUAUUUAUUCUUUUAUCACACCUAUUGAUCCUUUACUAUUUUCCUUACUCGUCUACCAUUCUAAGUUCUUACCUUUUAAAGGGCUUUUACAUAAAGGGAAAGAUCUGAAGCUUAUUUACAUAUAAUAAAAAGCUGGACUCAAAAAUUUUAAGAAUAGUGAUAGUAAAAGCAACUUUAAGGCAACAGAAAAUUUCAUUACUUCUAACUUUAUCCAUUGUUAAACCAACUGAUAAAACUACUCAGAGUGCACCCACAGUUAACUUUUGAUUUAAUGGUUUUAAAUAAGAAUGCCUGUCUAAAGAGCUCAGUUCUUUCCUGACCUAAUGCCUGUGGUUACUGUUUAUCUUCUUGAUACAACCGGGUUUAAAUAUUCAUUGAAUUCAAAUUACUCCCAUAGAUAAAUGUGAUUUGAAACUGACAUGUAGAUUUUUUCCAGAAGAAACAUGUACACAUCUCACAGAAUGCAGUGUUUCCAAAGUUACCAGUUUAAUCAUAUUUUUAUUAAGGCCAAAUGUGCUUGCCAAUUUUUUAGAAAUGUGAUGUUGGUGUUUUUCAUGUCUGUGUUUAUACAAAUCUACGAGUUGAGAAAUGUCUUUUUCAAAAAUCAGUGAAAAUCUGAAAAGUGUUAUGUUUUAUCUUUAUACAUAUCUUUGUGCCAAACAUGUUUUUUUAGUAAAUGAAUAAUAAAUCUGCUGCUCAGCAAAGAAAAAUAAUUGGCUAUAUGUGAGAUAUUUUCAGAAGAAAUAUGUGAGUGUGGCGGGG
Sus scrofa (pig) is the source of this 12085-nucleotide messenger RNA. RefSeq names its product PDZ domain containing ring finger 4 (gene PDZRN4). Lineage: Eukaryota; Metazoa; Chordata; Mammalia; Artiodactyla; Suidae. The record is from RefSeq and is a predicted model, not a curated record. Gene Ontology annotation, molecular function: protein binding.